GACUCUUAUUCAGUCCUUCACAAAUAUAGCAUUGAUUGUGACCUUUUACUCUAAUCUGGACACUCUUGAGCUUUUCAAGUACAUGCUGACAGGGAUUUUGUGAGAAUAUGGUGGAGUUCAACUUACUCUUUCCUAGACGUGAAAGGAAGGGAAGGUCACUUUUUGCCUUGUUGAUAAAGUGUGGUACCUGUGCCAUCUCUGAAGUCACCACCAAAGAAAGCCUUCACCAGAUGCUUUCCCUGGACUUCCUAGCCUCUGAAACUGUUUCAAAGUGGUCAACAGACUGGAUGUACCUGGAGUGGAUUUACCUUGUAUAAAUUGUCAAGUUCAAACUUCUGCUGAAUCAUAACCAUUUGGUGCUGAGCUAUGACAAGAGAGGAAACAAAAAGUUAAACCAGCAAGCCUGCCAUAAGUGAGAAGACUUCCUUGGUACCAUGCUUUUGCGAAGUUCAGGAAAAUUAAACGUGGGCACCAAGAAAGAGGAUGGUGCGAGCACAGCCCCCACUCCUCGUCCAAAGAUCUUGCGUUGUAAAUGCCACCACCACUGUCCAGAAGACUCAGUCAACAAUAUCUGCAGCACAGACGGAUAUUGUUUCACAAUGAUAGAAGAAGAUGAUUCUGGGAUGCCUGUGGUCACUUCUGGAUGUCUAGGACUAGAAGGCUCAGAUUUUCAGUGUCGGGACACUCCUAUUCCUCAUCAGAGGAGAUCAAUUGAAUGCUGCACAGAGAGGAACGAAUGUAAUAAAGACCUACACCCUACACUGCCUCCAUUGAAAAACAGAGAUUUUGUUGACGGAUCUAUACACCACAAGGCCUUACUUAUAUCUGUGACUGUCUGUAGUUUGCUUUUGGUCCUUAUCAUUUUAUUCUGUUACUUCAGGUAUAAAAGACAAGAAACCCGACCUCGGUACAGCAUUGGGUUAGAACAAGAUGAAACUUACAUUCCUCCUGGAGAAUCCCUGAGAGACUUAAUUGAGCAGUCUCAAAGCUCAGGAAGUGGAUCAGGACUCCCUCUGCUGGUCCAAAGGACUAUAGCUAAGCAGAUUCAGAUGGUGAAACAGAUUGGAAAAGGUCGCUAUGGGGAAGUUUGGAUGGGAAAGUGGCGUGGCGAAAAGGUAGCUGUGAAAGUGUUCUUCACCACAGAGGAAGCCAGCUGGUUCAGAGAGACAGAAAUAUAUCAGACAGUGUUGAUGAGGCACGAAAACAUUUUGGGGUUCAUUGCUGCAGAUAUCAAAGGAACAGGGUCCUGGACCCAGUUGUACCUAAUCACAGACUAUCAUGAAAAUGGUUCCCUUUAUGACUAUCUGAAGUCCACCACCCUAGACACUAAAUCGAUGCUGAGGUUGGCCUACUCUUCUGUCAGUGGCUUAUGUCACUUACACACCGAAAUCUUUAGUACUCAAGGCAAACCAGCAAUUGCCCAUCGAGAUCUGAAAAGUAAGAACAUCCUGGUGAAGAAAAAUGGAACUUGCUGCAUUGCUGACCUGGGCCUGGCUGUUAAAUUUAUUAGUGAUACGAAUGAAGUUGACAUACCACCCAACACUCGAGUUGGCACCAAACGCUAUAUGCCUCCGGAAGUGUUGGAUGAGAGCUUGAAUAGAAAUCACUUUCAGUCUUACAUCAUGGCCGACAUAUAUAGCUUUGGACUCAUCCUUUGGGAGGUUGCUAGGAGAUGUGUAUCAGGAGGUAUAGUGGAAGAGUACCAGCUUCCCUAUCAUGACCUAGUGCCGAGUGACCCCUCUUACGAGGACAUGAGAGAGAUUGUAUGCAUCAAGAAGCUGCGUCCCUCAUUCCCCAACCGCUGGAGUAGUGAUGAGUGUCUAAGGCAGAUGGGGAAACUAAUGACAGAAUGCUGGGCUCACAAUCCUGCAUCGAGGCUCACAGCCCUGCGUGUUAAGAAAACACUUGCCAAAAUGUCAGAGUCCCAGGACAUUAAACUCUGAUGUGAAGGAAAAAGUAAGCAUCUCUGCAGAAAGCUAACAGAUCCUCUUCUGUCUGUGGGUAGAGGAAGAGAUGUUAAAGAAGCAUCCAUAGUACAAGCCUUGAACAUCGUCCUGCUUCCCAGUGGGUUCAGACCUCACCUCUCAGGGAGCAACCUGGACAAAGACAGAAAAGUUCCCAGAAGCACAGAUUCAUCUGCAUCUGUUUGUAGGAGGGAGAUUCCGCUUGGGUAACUUGUUCAAGAUAUAAGGCGUGUUGCUUUCUAAGAAAGCCCUGUAUUUUGAGAUUGCCUUUUUUUUUUUUAAAGAUGCUUUAAUUUUGCCAAAAUAAAACUAAUAAUGUGGAUGUUUUAAGGUUUAUACUAUUAGAGUUUAAAUAAUAAAAGAAGUUCCUCCCAGAAACUGUUGGAAGGUAUAGAUUAUGUUUUUCCUUUGGUAAAAUACCGUUGCACUCUACAAACUGAACGACAGUCUGUGAAGCUGGAGAGUCUAGAAUGGAGCUCAUCCUAACCCCCGCCCCACCUCAGACCACUUUGGCCAGCCCUGUAUUUAGGACUGCCACAGCAAUGUGAAUGCACCUGGGUACAAAUACUGCCUGUCAGGGACCACGUCUUGUAAUUCCUGCAGGUGGCCUUUUGCAGCUUCAGACAAUAUGGAACAAAUGAAGGUUUUAUGUGACUCUAAUAGAAGUAAGUGUUGAUAGUUGUUCUUCAGAACCACUUUGUGUUUCUGAUUGUUAGGCAUUUCUUUCAUGGUAAAAUCUCUUCCUUUUCA
Messenger RNA from Cynocephalus volans (Philippine flying lemur), 2714 nucleotides. RefSeq names its product bone morphogenetic protein receptor type 1B (gene BMPR1B). Gene Ontology annotation, molecular function: ATP binding; transforming growth factor beta receptor activity, type I; SMAD binding. Gene Ontology annotation, biological process: cellular response to growth factor stimulus; protein phosphorylation; BMP signaling pathway. The transcript is spliced from 15 exons. The record is from RefSeq and is a predicted model, not a curated record. NCBI's taxonomy places the organism in Eukaryota, Metazoa, Chordata, Mammalia, Dermoptera, Cynocephalidae. Gene Ontology annotation, cellular component: plasma membrane; signaling receptor complex. Bases 435 to 1943 code for a protein of 502 amino acids.